GCCUCCCUCAAUGGCAAGCCUGCCCUAGCUUCAUUCGUGAUUCGAGAUGCAGUCUGCUUGAUCGAGUCACGCUCCAGUCACGUUAGCUUGACAACAACUGGCCUAUAUGAUAACGCUCCAGAUCCAGCUGCCAGUAGUAGUAGCAGCAGCAGCUUGCAACGCGGCUUUCAUGGCGACCUAUCAAACCAGAAGACACGUCGUUCCACAUUAGGUCAGUCGAAUUAUGUUGUCCAUCUGAUACUGGCUGAUAAAGUGGAAAUUUUAUUGGCUUUGACCUGCACAAAGACAGCUACGCGUGCGCCUGGAACUACUAUCAGCGACUGGUAUAAUCACAUCGUCAGAAAUUCAAAUAUACUAGAAGAUAUAUUUUUGUGA
Protopolystoma xenopodis is the source of this 375-nucleotide messenger RNA. NCBI's taxonomy places the organism in Eukaryota, Metazoa, Platyhelminthes, Monogenea, Polystomatidea, Polystomatidae. The record is from the annotation of a GenBank genome assembly.